UGGAUGCAUCCGGUUGUAACUUUCCCCGUAGAGGGUGCGUGUGAAUGGUUUACGCAGGUGACGUUGUGUUGACAGUUCUGGAUCAGACAAAGACACGGACAGAAGUAGCAUCUAAAGUCUGUUUGGACUGUGAUGCAUUGUUGAGGAGAUGAUGGAGCCAACAGAUCAUGCCACAGAAGCCGACCCUCUGAAGAGGGAGGUUGAGGGUGGUGGAGCAGCACCACCAGCUCAGACCAAGAAGAAGUUGGGUCUGGCCAAGUUGUCCCACUGGAGGACGGCUGCCUUCUUCCUCUCCCUCUUCCUCUGCCUCAUCCUAGUCUUCGCCUUCUCUUUCAUCAUCCCCUGUCCCGUCCGGCCACAAUAUCUCACCUUCUGGAACCGCUCCUUCCCCCAAGCAGCCACCUAUGAUUUCCUGGCCAUAGAGGAUGCAAGCAAAGACAAAGUGAUGGAUGUGCUGUUUGUCCUGAAGGACUCGGAGGGCAGUCAGAACAUCAGCUGUUUUGACGCAGGUCUGGACACACCUUGUGUGUUUGUGUCGGCGGUAGCAGGGACCAACGGCGAGACUCUGUGGGAGCGGCCCUUGGCCCCUGAGUUCCACUGGGCCCAUUGUGGUCUGGACGGGCUGGGAGAGAUGGACAGAGGCUGCCUGCUGUCCCAUUCCAACCAGCUCACUGCUAUCGACAAAUACACUGGAGUGGUGACGUGGUCGUGGCCCCAGCCUCCCAACCUGAGCAGCACCCUACCAGUCCUCAGUGUCCCAGACCUGGAUGGGGAUGGGGUCAGCGACGUGGCUCUGGUGGCCCCCAGCCCAACGCAGACACAGCUGGCGAUCCUCUCAGGAAAGACGGGUGUCCAGAUUGGCUCAGAGGUGGUUCUGGACACAGCUGAGAGUGCCAUGCAUCUCCUCCACUCCACAGGGAAAGGCUCCCACUAUGUACUGCUGCAGAAAGACUCAGGGUUGUAUGGCCUGGCCCUGUGGAGGAUUGCAGCCCAGGCUAAGGCAGGCAUGGAGAAAGGCCUCAAGAAGGACAAGCACUGGGAGAGCAAAGCCAAUGACUCCUCUGGCCUUGUACCAAUCUAUGAGUCUGGGUCAUUGAGACAUGUGUUGAUGACAGGAAAGGCAGAGGGUCUCUCCAACCUGCUACUGGUCACUGGGGGCAGUGUGGAGCUGAUGGAUGGCAACAGUCUCAACUCACUGUGGAGGGUCAACAUCAGCACAAUCCUCAGUGAGCCUUCAUUUGGCCACUUUAACAAAGAUGGGACACCAGACAUAGUGAUCGAGGAGGAAAUUGGUAACGGCAUUAAAAGGGUGGUGAUCCUGGAUGGAAACACUGGGGGAACGCUAUGGGAGGUCAUCCUACUGGCCAGUCCCAACUCACCCAAGCCAGCUUCGGUCAACACCAUCAACUCCUUCUCUGUGUUCAUGUUCUGGGGGGUGAUGCCUUCAGAGGCCAAUUCCACAAGCGAUUUGAGUAAGGAGCGGCACUCCUACAUGAUGCACCCCCUCUACUCCACAGUUCUCCUGGAGAAGAGCAACAUCAUAGACCACAUCAUCGCAUUUAAAGCCACCCUGUUGGAGCGGGGGCGUCACGCCUGCUACAUCCUGCUUACGGGGCCCGAGGGGGAGGGGGCCGAGGGUACGGUGGUCCUCAGCAAGCGCAAGCUGAAACAAGACGUCCCCGACAGCCGGGUCCUCCGAAUGGGCUCCAUGAGCAGCAAAGACACUAACGAGGACAUCAAAGAGGCCUUCCAGAGACUGCGCUUCAGUGACGAGUGACAGGCCGCUGUUACCAUGACAACAUUACUGCUGAUGUAUCUAAGCUGUGUACAUUAUUACAAUAGCUUUGACAACCAUUAGUUCUGACAAUCAACCAAACUGGUUACCUUACUGCUGACAACUAAACCUUCUUCGGCUGACCAUGUAUUCAGACUGUCGUCAUGACAAUCAGAUUACAAACGGCUCUUCUCCUAUAGAGAAAUGGUCACAUUUUGUCUACAUUUCUCGUCUCCUUAACUAAGCACUUUUGAGCAUCGCUGCGAAGCUCAGUUUUCUUAGCGCACAAAUGGACAAGUCUCUUAGUAGAGACAGACUUGGCUUGGGGUCUAUGCAACUAAUAACUGCAAAACUCACAAGACUGCCAGGGCAUACCAACCAGGCAGGAUGGUAUUAUUAAGUAGCUUAAUGCAUUUAUGCACAACUACUUGUUAGAAACCUUUUCUCUUGCAGCUUGAGGCUAUUUAAAGACAGUUAAAGUGACUAAGUGUUGAUGAUAUGCCACAAAAAGAGGCACUAAUAGCCCUAAAGAGCUGGACAACACUGGUUAUUGCAAGUAUAUAAAAAGUCAUAACCUUAUAUUUUAGCCAGAGGGUACUGUGCUAGAUGACAAUCCAGAUGAAACUAGUAGCAGGUACUGUACUAUUUCAAGUUGCUGUAAAUUAAGGUCUAUUAAAUGUACAUUGAUAGAACUGUAGGCCCUGUAUGAGGGACUCGAGCCUUGAAAGUUGAACGUCUCUGGUGAUCUGUUUGGCGUUGUGUGUUGACGUUCAAACCAGGCACAAGUUGACGAGGAGAGAUGUAGAAAGCUUUAAAAGAUACUCAUGGGGUUCAUAAAAUAAUUAAUGCUCUUGUUUUUUUUUAUCGUUUGCCUUACAUGAAUAUAUUGAACCUGUAGAACAGGCUUCCUUUUGAGCUGGUUUUCCUUCUCAUUUGACUAUCUAUUAUCUAUGAUUUAUUUUUAAUUGUUGGAAUUUCAAUUGAAUUUGAAAAAAGGCUAAAUAUUAUUAGUAAGUACACAAUGACAAUGUUUAUGUCUAUAAUGCAUAUUAAAGGGACAUACAGGUAUGUUACAGCAAACCCACUUACCUACGUGGGUUGACGAGGGGUCGGUCACGUCUCACUAGGGUCAGCGUUAUUACUUAAUCUCUAGAUCUAUAAAUGUAUAGGGAGCAUCUCAAUUGCAACUCCUCGUGUCCUCCCUCCUUGCCUCCUCAAAACCCAUUGGAGGAGAAGGUCAGAGGGGAGGGACCUGGCUACCAAUUGCCCAUAGUAAAUGGAGUUUUACACAGAAUCCUAUAUUGUUUGUCAUACAGGGUUCCCUUGUAAAAGAGACCUCCCACUUGGCACAGACGUCAAUUAACUUCAUUGAAAUGACGUGGAAACAACGUUGAUUCAACCAGUGUGUGCCCAGUGGGCUUGGUCUCAAUUGGACUCCACCCUGCCUAAAUUAAGGUUAAUGCGGUUCGACAUUAUGUGACAGAGCAGACUGUUGCGCAGUGACACGGGUCUCUUGAGUUUGUUCGGGUUCAUUUGGAGAUUAUCUUUAGCCUAUAGUGUACUGUGUAGGGUAGCUGUGGAACGCUCAACUCUGCUCUCUUAUACAAGUUGUAUAAAUGUCAUUUCUGAAAAUGCUUACCUGUACCAAUAUAUUAUUAAAGAUGAAAUUGAAUCUG
Messenger RNA from Coregonus clupeaformis (lake whitefish), 3450 nucleotides. Its product is annotated as protein FAM234A. Lineage: Eukaryota; Metazoa; Chordata; Actinopteri; Salmoniformes; Salmonidae. The transcript has 12 exons. The coding region runs from base 149 to 1777 and encodes 542 amino acids. The record is from RefSeq and is a predicted model, not a curated record.